Ornithorhynchus anatinus (platypus) is the source of this 541-nucleotide messenger RNA. RefSeq names its product high mobility group AT-hook 1 (gene HMGA1). Gene Ontology annotation, cellular component: chromatin; nucleus. The record is from RefSeq and is a predicted model, not a curated record. NCBI's taxonomy places the organism in Eukaryota, Metazoa, Chordata, Mammalia, Monotremata, Ornithorhynchidae. The coding region runs from base 90 to 389 and encodes 99 amino acids. The transcript is spliced from 5 exons. Gene Ontology annotation, biological process: regulation of DNA-templated transcription. Gene Ontology annotation, molecular function: DNA binding; transcription coregulator activity.
UUUCCAGCAUCCGAGCUCCUCCGUUGGUGGCCCUGGGCCGGUGACUCUUCCAGAAGUCUCUGAGGUUUUAGAAACAGAGAAGGAGGAAGAUGAGCGAGUCCAGCUCAAAGUCCAGCCAGGCCCAGGCCUCCAAGCAAGACAAAGACGGAGCUGAGAAGAGAGGGAGGGGUCGGCCCAGGAAACAGCCCCCGAAGGAGCCCAGCGAGGCCCCCGCUCCCAAGAGACCCCGAGGCCGCCCGAAGGGAAGCAAGAACAAGGGGACCGCCAAGGGACGGAAACCCGCCACGCCCCCGGCGAGGAAACCCAGAGGUCGUCCUAAGAAACUGGAGAAAGAGGAAGAGGAGGGUAUUUCCCAGGAGUCCUCAGAAGAGGAGGAGGAGGAGCAGUGACCCUUAGCCAUGUGGGGCUGCUUCACCCCGUGGGCACAGUGGCUCCUGGGAGACGAAUCAGAAAAACCCUCCCUCCCUCACUUCCACGAUACGCUCCCGGGCUCCUGGAAACGCGGUGGGAACCCCCCCCCCCGUGGCCCUCUGGGCCCGGG